Lates calcarifer (barramundi perch) is the source of this 861-nucleotide messenger RNA. RefSeq names its product sperm acrosome membrane-associated protein 4. The record is from RefSeq and is a predicted model, not a curated record. NCBI's taxonomy places the organism in Eukaryota, Metazoa, Chordata, Actinopteri, Centropomidae. The transcript has 2 exons. The coding region runs from base 245 to 631 and encodes 128 amino acids.
UUGUUUCUGUAAAUGAUGACACUGAUGAUGAUAACCCAGAAGUGAUAAAGAGGAUCUUCACACUGUUUUUAGGUCAGCAGUGGCUUGUUGUGUAAAGUUUCUUAACAUUUAGUCACUGUGGCUUUUUGACUUAUUUUCCUCCCUUGUAGAAGAAAGCAGUCUGUUCUCCUUCACCUCCUCUGGCUCAACAACCCUUCUUCUCUUCUCUCGUCCUUUGUUCUCCUAAAUCCCUCUUUUAUUCUGGAUGACAGGUGAGUCCCUGACCUGUUACACCUGCAAAAUGGGGUUCAAAGGUAAAUGUCUGUUCACCUCCACCGAAACCUGCAGCAACUCCAAGCCCAACUGCUACUGGGGAAGUCUGGCCUUCAACGUCAGUAGACUGAUGAGCCUGCAGACUCGAGGCUGCCUGGCCUCGUCCCUCUGCAACCAAACUGAAACUGGCACCCUGCUGACCGCUGGAUACAGCAUCACCAGGACCUGCUGCAGCACCAACCUCUGUAACGGAGCCACAUCCACCCAGCUCCCGCUCACUGCGUCUGGGUGCUGCCCUAAUGGCUGUUUGGAGCAACUGGAGCUUUUAAAAACAACAACAAAGAGCCCAUUCAUGAGCAGGUGUUGUUUUUGUAUGUAAGCAUUCAAGAGUUACAAACAGGUUUGUUUUCUUAGCCAAACUAAGUGAAUCCUGCACAUUCUUGUAUAUCAUGAUACAUCUGUUGUUGUAGCCUCUAUGCCUGGAAAUGUGGCUUUUUGAGAGAAUAUAGACACAGAUGCUGUAGACACAGCAAAAAGGGAAAUAAAUAAAUAAUACAUUGAGCAAUCCAUAAAUCAGUUGAACAAAUAAUAUAAGCUAUACAUGCUGAU